AUCUGAAAAAACUAAUUCGUUAUCCAACAAACUGUACAUUCCACAAAAUAACCCAAUGAACUUCACCAAAACCCAAAAUUUUCAGUGAACAUUCAAUAAUUGUUUCAAGAACAUACCCAAUUUGGGAAAUUAGCUCUAAAAUUCAUCAAAAUAAUUUUGGGUCUUCAAUCUUUAUCACCAAUAGCCAACUACGUUGGCCUCUUUAGGGCUUUUUUCAGAGUUAAAAAUGGGUCGCUCUCGUGGAAAUUUCCAGGCUGAUGAAGAUCCCAGCCAAAGAUCAAGGAGGAAAAAGAAUGCCUCAAGUGGAGAAAAUUUAGAAUCUGUGACUGUUGGCCAAGGGACGGGUGAAGGCAAAAGGGCCUUGUAUCACUGCAAUUAUUGCAACAAAGAUAUCAGCGGGAGAAUUCGUAUAAAAUGUGGUGUCUGUUCUGAUUUUGACCUAUGUAUAGAGUGCUUUUCGGUUGGUGCUGAGGUGCAGCCUCACAAGAGCCAUCACCCCUAUAGAGUUAUGGACAUCUUAUCUUUCCCGCUUAUCUGCCCGGACUGGAAUGCUGAUGAAGAGAUGUUGCUUCUGGAGGGACUUGAAAUGUAUGGCAUGGGUAAUUGGGCAGAAGUUGGUGAGCAUGUCGGAACAAAGACAAAAGAAGCCUGCGUCGAACAUUUUAAGAGCGCAUACUUAGAGUCACCUUACUUUCCUCUGCCGGAUAUGACUCAUGUCAUUGGGAAAAACAGAAAGGAACUCCUUGCCAUGGCUAAAGGGAAUUUCACAGAUAAGAAAGGACUCUCCUCACUUGGUGAAGUUGUUCCUAAAGAUGAAUCAUUCUCCCCAUCUAGAGUCAAAGUUGAAGACUCGCAUAAAAAUGGUCCUUUAGGCCGCUUAAAUUCUAUAUCCAAUGCGGGAACCACAGGCAUUAAUAAACCAUCCAGCAAAGCGCAAGCCAAAGACCAAAAUGUACCUGUAAAACUGGAAGAUAAUCAUCCGGGCAGAAAUUUUGGAGGCAAGAAACCUAAAUCUUUGAAGGAUGAUGGAUCCUCGUUGAUGAAAUUAAGUGGAUAUAACGCCAAAAGGCAAGAAUUUGAUCCUGAAUAUGAUAAUGAUGCGGAGCAACUAUUGGCUGAUAUGGAAUUCAAGGAAACUGAAACUGAAGAGGAGCGCGAACUUAAGUUGCGUGUUCUGCGUAUCUAUGGCAAGAGGCUUGAUGAAAGAAAGCGCCGCAAGGAUUUUAUUCUAGAGAGGAAUUUACUCCAGCCAAGUGAAUUUGAGAAGGAUUUAUCUCCAGAAGAGAGAGAUAUAUGCCGACGUUAUGAUGCCAUUAUGCGCUUCCUCUCCAAGGAGGAGCAUGAAGAAUUACUCAAGACUGUGGUCUCAGAACAUAGAUUUCUGAAAAGAAUACAAGAACUCAAGGAAGCAAGAGCUGCUGGUUGUCGUUCUUCUGCUGAAGUUGAAAGAUACAUAGAAAGGAAAAGGAAGAGGGAAGUUGAAGAAGGCGUUCCCAGAAAAGAAAGUUCUCAGAUUGGUCCAACAAGCCAGGAGAGCUGUCAGGGCAAUUUGAGUUCCAUCACCGAUUCGGGCAUUGCAGCUUUUUCUGCAGGAGAACUGUUAUCAGAACCUGAGAAACAACUAUGCCGAGAAAUCAGGAUACCACCUCAACAUUAUCUUAGGAUGCAGGAAGUCCUUACAAUACAAAUUUUUAGUGGCAAUAUCACAAGAAAAUCUGAUGCUUAUCCUUUGUUCCAAAUAGAAGCAACUAAAGUAGAUAGAGUUUAUGAUAUGCUUUUGAAAAAGGGAGUUGCACCCUUGUGAAAUUUUGGCUAGACAUUAUUCUUUCUAGUUUAAAUGACAUCUCCCAAUGUUUAUCAUC
Messenger RNA from Nicotiana attenuata, 1862 nucleotides. Its product is annotated as transcriptional adapter ADA2b. Gene Ontology annotation, molecular function: chromatin binding; protein binding; zinc ion binding. Lineage: Eukaryota; Viridiplantae; Streptophyta; Magnoliopsida; Solanales; Solanaceae. Bases 227 to 1804 code for a protein of 525 amino acids. Gene Ontology annotation, cellular component: nucleus. The record is from RefSeq and is a predicted model, not a curated record. Gene Ontology annotation, biological process: regulation of transcription by RNA polymerase II; chromatin remodeling. The transcript is spliced from 13 exons.